GAUUGUACUACUCGGGACCUAGAUGCCCAUCUAGAUGGAUGAGUACUUUAUGCAUGAUUCACGCAGUGCACGAUUGGAAUCGGUCUCUUUACAACAAACGGGCGUUCGCAAGUGAAUUUCUUUGCUGGCCAUCAUAGAUAAAGCUCAAUUAUGAGCCGUUUUUUCGCUACCGGGUCCGAUUCCGACUCGGACAGCUCCUCCGAGGAGGAGCAGGUUCAGAGGGCACCGCAAGCAGCUUAUACAUUCAGCGAUGAUGAAGAGGAAACAAAGCGAGUCGUUCGCUCGACAAAGGAGAAGCGUUAUGAAGAAAUUACAAACCUCAUCAAACUCAUUCGUAACUAUAAGAAGAUCAAGGAUAUGAGUAGUAUGCUGUCAAGUUUUGAGGACCUGACGAGAGCCUACACAAAAGCUCUGCCAGUGAUUGCCAAGGAAGAGAAUGGUCAGACGCCACAGUUUUACUUACGAUGUCUCGUUGAAAUGGAAGAUUUCAUCAAUGAAGUCUGGGAAGAUCGGGAAGGCAGAAAAAACAUGUCCAAGAAUAACUCAAAAUCACUUACCUCUCUUCGUCAAAAGUUGCGAAAAUACAACAAAGACUUUGAGGAAGACAUUGCCAAGUUCAGGGAAAAUCCUGAUCAAGCAGAUGAUGAUGAAGAAGAAAAAGCAGAAGAAGCUGAGAAAUCUGACGGUGAAGAAGACCGAGCUGCUGCUUUCAAGAAAGCCAGUUCAGAAGGGAGUGCACCCGAUGUAUCAAAGUUCAAAAAAGGACCUGCAGUUGAUGGAGAUGAUGUUAGUGAGAGCGAUUCUGAUUGGGGAAGCGAUUCCGAAAGAGACAGCGACAGUAGCGACGAUGAUGGCCAAUAUACAAAUAUCCGUGAGAGGUUCAUUAAAAAAACAACAGAUAAAGAUGACGAUGAAGAUAAGACCAAAAAGAAGGAGCAGCGCAAAGACCGUAAAGAUAAAGAACGAAAGUUCCGAAAGCGUGAAGAAGAUGAUGGAGAAGGUGAAUGGGAAACUGUUAAAGGUGGUGUGGCUAUACCAUCAGAAAAACCUAAGAUGUUUGCCAAGGAUGCUGAGAUCAAUGUGCAAGCAGUUUUGAAAAAACUAACUGAAGUCAUAGCCGCACGCGGUAAAAAACGCACUGAUAGAAGAGAGCAAAUAGAACUUCUUCAUGAAUUACAAUCUAUCGCUGAAACUCAUACUCUUGGGGCAGCUGUUGCUGUGAAAAUAAAGUUCUCCAUCAUUUCGUCUAUUUUCGAUUACAAUCCCAAAGUUUCUGACGCUAUGAAACCUGAGUACUGGUCAAAAUUACUGGAACGCAUAUCGGAAAUGUUGGAUAUGCUGUUGAACACUCCAGACAUGGUCAUCUCUGAGGAAAUUUCGGAGGAUUCUGAAGAAUAUGAAACGGCACCCUUCCAAUUGCACGGUUGUGUGCUCACACUCGUAGAAAGAUUGGAUGAAGAGUUUACUAAGCUCCUUAAAGAAUGCGACCCUCACAGCAAUGAAUACGUUGAAAGAUUGAAGGAUGAAAAACGGGUCGCUACUAUCAUCGAUAAAGUUCAGGAAUAUCUUGAGAGACACAACAAUGUUUCGGAACUAUGCCGAGUUUAUUUGCGCAAGAUCGAACACCUUUAUUACAAGUUUGAUCCAACCGUUCUGAAACAAAAAGAUGGAGAACUCGGCGCUGACAUCGUCACGUCGGUUCAAGUGAUGGAGAAAUUGUGUAAAUUUGUUUAUGCAAAGGAUGGUACAGAUCGUCUGAGAACGCGAGCGAUUCUCUCACAUAUUUACCACCACGCACUUCACGACAACUGGUUCCAGGCUCGUGAUUUAAUCCUCAUGUCGCAUUUGCAAGAAUCGAUUAAUCAUUCUGAUCCAUCAACUCAGAUAUUAUACAACAGAACAAUGGCUCAUCUGGGACUGUGCGCGUUUAGACACGCCAACAUCAAAGACGCCCAUAAUUGCUUAGUGGAUUUAAUGAUGACUGGUAAAGUCAAGGAACUUCUUGCCCAGGGAUUAUUACCACAAAGACAACAUGAGCGGAGCAAGGAACAGGAAAAAAUUGAAAAACAGCGUCAAAUGCCAUUCCACAUGCACAUCAAUUUGGAACUUUUAGAAUGCGUAUACCUCGUGUCGGCUAUGCUUAUUGAAAUUCCAUACAUGGCAGCCCAUGAAUUCGAUGCCCGGCGUAGAAUGAUUUCCAAGACAUUUUAUCAGCAAUUGCGCUCCAGUGAGAGACAGUCACUAGUUGGUCCGCCCGAAUCGAUGAGAGAACAUGUCGUAGCUGCCGCCAAAGCAAUGAGAAACGGUAACUGGCUGGCAUGCAACAAUUUCAUCAUCAAUGAAAAAAUGAACGCCAAGGUAUGGGACUUGUUUUAUCAGGCGGACAAAGUCCGUGCCAUGUUAACCAGGCUUAUACAAGAGGAAGCAUUGCGAACAUAUUUGUUCACAUAUUCGCACGUAUAUGACUCAAUAUCGAUGCCUACCUUAGCGGAAAUGUUCCAGCUGAAACGUCCCGUUGUUCAUUCUGUCAUCAGUAAGAUGAUCAUAAAUGAAGAAUUGAUGGCUUCCCUGGAUGACCCAACGGAGACGGUUGUCAUGCACCGCAGCGAGCCCAGUCGUUUGCAAUCCUUAGCUCUACAGCUCACCGACAAAGUGAACAACUUUGUGGAUUCUAACGACCGAAUAUUUGAGCUGAAGCAAGGAAAUUUCUUCUCGAGAGGCGGAAACCAAGGAAACUUCCGCGAUCGUCAGAAUUACAAUCGCCAGGGCCAGGACUGGGGUCGCCAGCGACGUGAUCGUGAUCGCAAUCGUGAAGAAAACCGUAAUUAUUGAACUUAUUACGUUACAACAUAGAAAUUUGCGAACUUUAUCACAGUAAACGACUUAUUGAACAUUCAUCCAACAAUAUGCCGUCUUUACGAAUAUUAGUGUACAUUCUAACAUCUGUGCAAUUUGUAACGUGGUAUAAAAUCUCUACACAAACCAAGAAA
This is a messenger RNA of Athalia rosae (coleseed sawfly), 2990 nucleotides long. RefSeq names its product eukaryotic translation initiation factor 3 subunit C (gene eIF3c). NCBI's taxonomy places the organism in Eukaryota, Metazoa, Arthropoda, Insecta, Hymenoptera, Athaliidae. The record is from RefSeq and is a predicted model, not a curated record. The transcript is spliced from 13 exons. The coding region runs from base 151 to 2832 and encodes 893 amino acids. Gene Ontology annotation, molecular function: translation initiation factor activity; translation initiation factor binding; RNA binding. Gene Ontology annotation, cellular component: eukaryotic translation initiation factor 3 complex. Gene Ontology annotation, biological process: translational initiation.